GAAAACUUUUCUCAUCAGGAAGCGCUCUUAUCAAGGACAAAGAAAGCCGGCAUUGUACAGUACAGUGCCACUUCAAGCAUGUCAAGAGUCAUGUGCCCGCUGAACGAUAGGCCGGCCCACAUGCAUGACAUGAUGACAGUACAGUAGGCCUAGCAUGACACCACAUGAUUGAUUGCCGAUUAGGCCUGUACUCAGUACGUGUAUGAGACGCUUGAGAGAAGUUCGCAAUGUGUGGUUAGCAGUGGACAACCCUUGUGUAGAGAGGGCCUCAACAAUGCCUAAAAGUACCGAGAAGGAGUUUUUCUUUCAGUUCAAAACAAAGGAGUUGUUGUCCAAACUCCACGUACCAAUAUCAAUACCACUGAACAUUAGCAGUCGGGAGUUUGUGGGUAGACUGGUGAAUACACACAAUCUGCCAUGCUUUGUAGAGGAAGACAUCAAUUUGAAUCUUGCUAAGUUUGUUGCCAAGGAGACGGCUGCAUUUCAUGAUCAGAAUGCACAAGAAGCCAUUCAGACAUUGCAGAAAGCCGGUGACGAUGAUAUCGGAAAUAUUGCUGAUAAAUGGGCCAAGGCAUACACACAGGAGUGUGUGGCUUAUGCACCGGAUAGCAAGCCCAAACCAGAAGUAGGAUUUGCAGAGCUGUAUCACAAACUGAUCCAUUCACCAGCACUGGAGAUUCUCUUUCGUUUGGAACAUACUUACGCUGUGGCCGUAGAGGAUGUUCUGAUUCAGAGGGAUCAGGCAUUGGCUAAGCUUCAAGAAAGGCAAGCAGCUCAGAUCCAACAAGCUGUUCAGAAUCUUGAUUACACCCAUAAUGACCAACAAGUCAACAGGUUAGCAGCUCAACACUUUGAAAACAUCCAAUUUGAAGAAGCCAAAUGGGACAGUGAAUUGAAGAAUCUUCAAGACACUCAGAGAUUGGAAUUCCGUAACUGGAUCGAGCAGUUAGGAGAUGAUAUGGAGAACGGUACUGAAGGACCUGUGAGUCGCAGGAUACGAGCCAUGUCAGACUCAUUGCCGGCGCCGAGGAGGAAAGAACUUGUAGAAGAGCCUAGACUGGAGGAAAGUUUCACCAUCCAUCUCGGUGCACAGAUGAAAACCAUGCAUAAUAUUCGAUUGAUGUCCGUAGAUGUCUUAGAUCUCUGCAAACACAAACCAAACAGAGAGGGUGGGUCUCUUGAACCUCAACCCCAGAGGUUACAAACAGCGAUGUCCUUGUUUUCUUAUUCCUUGUCCGGCCUCAUUCUCAUGGUGGACGACAGGAUCAACUCUUACACGGGCAUCAAGCGAGAUUUUGCAGCUGUUUGCCAGCAGUCGACUGAUUUCCACUUUCCUGACCUUGACACUCAGUUGAGAGUGAUUCAGCAACAUGCCGUACAAGCCAACACCAUACGCAGAGCAAGAAAAGCUGAGAAGAUUAGCCAAGAUGGGUCUAGCAAUGGUAGUGCUGACCGAAGAUCAGUGGCAUCAAAUCAAUCCAGACAGUCUUCAGAAGAUGGUGAAGUCACUUCCAAUCUCAAGACAGGGGAUUUCUACAUCACCAAACAUUCCAACUUGGCUGAGGUACAUAUUGUCUUUCAUCUUGUUGCCGAUGAUAGCCUCCGUAGCAGUGACAUCAACUCGCGUCAUCCCUGUAUCCUGGCUCUCCGGAAUAUUUUGAAAUGCUGCGUAGAGUUUGACAUUCAUGCCAUAACUCUACCACUGUUCUUACUCUAUGAAAUGUAUGAGGAGAUGACAAUCGCUUGGUGUGUGAAGCGGGCAGAGCUUGUGUUGAAGUGCAUCAAAGGUUUUAUGAUGGAGAUGGCUCAAUGGGGUGGAAGUGAGAGUCGAACCAUCCAGUUUGUCGUUCCAAAGGGUAUUUCUGAUGAUCUGUUUGCUCAACUCAGUGCGAUGCUACCACAAAUCUUCAGGCUCUCAAGAACGUUAGAUCUUUCACAGCAUAAAUAGAAACGUGGACGAUAUAUUGUAACACUUCAUCAGCAUUGUUGAGAUUAACAUCAACAAUCGUAUUUUCAGUAUGUCCCAUGGAGUUAGGUGUGUACCUUCUACGGAACUCUCUGUUUACCUCUGUUUAUUGCCUUUUUAUCAUACCAACAGAACGUUAGAAGUGGCUAUAAAAACACAUUCCAGAUUCUUUACAAAACUAGCCGAUUUGCCAAAUUGAAUUCUAGACUUGGUGAAUGUUGGACGAUUUGCCCUACCAAAUUUUAAUCCUCCCUAAUAUCCAAUUCCUGACUGUACUAUGCAUCUGAUAAAUUAUGCAUAGUACAUUCCCAACCGUUAAACCAAACACUUACAUGAUGUUUGAUUUCUGUGGAAUCUUGCAUUUUGGCAUUACGGUUGAUCGAUUUAGGCACUUACUUACUUUAGCAGGUACCAAAAAAUGCUUGCCAGGUAACAUAGUAAGCAGCAUAUUUUUUAAUCCUUGUUCAAGUUGUAUGCCCUGCAGUGCUCUCAGAAUGAUAUUUCACAUAAUUUUGUGCUUUUAGAUUAAAAGCUUUCCCUAGACAGGAACCAGCUUUGGGAUUGUGAGUGUACAUUUUACCAAAAAUUUACUGCUGUUUGAUUCAUGUCCAGGUUUCAUUGUUUAAAGAAAUCUAACUUAAAUAUCUUUACCAAAUAUGAAGUACUUCUGUGUUUACAUAAACCAGACAUUUGAGCAUGUUCAGUUUCAUUUUGAAUUAAAACUCCUGUUAACACUUAUGUCAUAUGUCCAUUUUGUAUUUGAAACAUUGUUAGAGUACUAGUCAUGCCAAAUACACAGCUGAAACUAUGAAUACAGAAGCACUGAAACUUUGGGUAUAAUGGGAUUAAUUUUUAUCCAAUUUAUUGAUUUUUUCAUCCAUGUUAUUACACAAUAUACACAGUAGAAAAUACAUGUAUCCACAGGCACACAAAACCACUUUUAUCUGCUCAUCAAGUUUUCUUUAAAACACAUAUACAUCACCAACACUGAAAACAAUUACUGUAUUUCUCAGCCCGUGCAGUAAAAAUCAUGAACUUGAUUUGUAAUCUUUAGAAGAACAAUUCUGUGAAUUAUCUGAACGGAUCAUGUAAUAAAUCAUGCAACAUGUUAACAAUCA
Molecule: messenger RNA, 3084 nt
Organism: Acanthaster planci (crown-of-thorns starfish)
Lineage: Eukaryota; Metazoa; Echinodermata; Asteroidea; Valvatida; Acanthasteridae
Product: FERRY endosomal RAB5 effector complex subunit 3-like
Cellular component (GO): cytoplasm
Source: RefSeq, a predicted model, not a curated record